This is a messenger RNA of Neurospora tetraspora, 531 nucleotides long. RefSeq lists its product as uncharacterized. The transcript has 2 exons. The annotation marks the transcript as partial. The record is from RefSeq and is a predicted model, not a curated record. Lineage: Eukaryota; Fungi; Ascomycota; Sordariomycetes; Sordariales; Sordariaceae.
GUUCAUGGCUUCAUGGCGGCGGUGCCGUUCGUCUUCCUCUUCCCGAUUGGGUCUAUCGUGUUGCGUUUCUUCCGACCUCAUCCAAGGGCGCUGCAGUUGCACAAAUGUACCCACAUGCUUGGGUAUAUCAUGUAUCUUUCGGCGCUCGGGAUGGGUCACUUCAUCAACGAUCGCAAAGAUGCACUUACUGAUGGGGACGAUAGCCUUAGACACAACUGCCACGGCAUUAUCGGCACCGUCGUUGCGGUCCUGCUAACAAUGCAGGUCUUAUUGGCUUUCAUGUGUCGCCGCCACGGUGAUUUCAGGUUCCAGAACCCACGACCUCAGCACCACAUCUGGUCAUAUCUACAUAUGAUCCCCGGUCACUUCGUCAUAUCUCUGGGCGUUUUAAACGGGGGCGUAGGUCUGUGGGAAGCUGAGGGCUCGGACAGCGCAAUGUUGAAGAUGUACAUUGUUGUGGGCGUGCCGGCGGCCCUGUGGCUAUUGAUCACGAAGGUGAUUAUUGGUUGUUUCUCGCGUUGGCGACGGUAA